AUGUAUACAUUAACAGAGGAUAGUUUCGAUAUGGGAUGUGACAGUAUCAGCUCAUCGUUACAUGAGAUCCCUAUGGAGCUCGAUUUAACUGCAUCUGGUCCACCAAUUUCAGAUGACGAAACUGAUAUCGACACUCGAGAGAGAAAAUAUAUAAAAUAUGCUAAAAGAAUUUUGCCACAUGUUGGGUUGGUUUUACUGUUAUUUGCUUAUCUCAUGAUGGGCGCAACAAUAUUUCAUGCAAUUGAAGGACCGAAUGAGCUAGUCCAACGAGAUUUGGAACUUCGUACCAUAUUUGGAUUGCGGGAUGAUUUCAAAGAACACAUCUGGAACAUCACGCAGGAUAUUGACAAUAGAAUAUCAAAAGAGGCGUUCAACUCCAUAAAUCAUGAAUACUUUGAAAAUUUGGUCAAAAAUAUAUUCGUUUCUUAUCGCAAUCAGUUUAUAAAUGAAGAUCAUCUUUUAAAUAGAACCAAAGGAGAUGGAUUACUAUGGACAUUCCCUAAUAGCAUAUUUUUUGCCACAACUGUCAUUACUACUAUAGGUUACGGUAACUUGGUUCCAACAACUACACCGGGUAGAAUAGCUUGUAUCAUAUUUGCUCUAUUCGGAAUACCCUUACUUUUGGUCACUAUAGCGGACAUUGGCAAAUUUCUCUCAGAAUUUUUAAGCUUUCUGUAUAGAUUUUAUCGAUCGUUCAAGCGAAAGAUAUCUGCAAAGCUAAGCGAUCAUUCCAAGUUGUUGAAGCAUCAGAGAAACGGAAUGAGAAGCCAAGAAAUAUUUUGGGCCGGCUCCAUCAAUCUGGAUGAUAUGGACGACACAGAUUCCGAAUCAAGUGAUGAGGAUGAAUUACGAAUACCUGUCUUCAUGGUAUUAUUUGCUAUUUUAGCAUAUACAGCUAUUGGAGGAUUUUUGUUCAAAGAGUGGGAAGAUUUGCAAUACUUCGAGGCUUUCUAUUUCUGUUUCAUAACUAUGGCUACUGUAGGUUUUGGUGAUAUUGUCCCUACAGAGCAAGUGUAUAUGUUUUUCACUAUGGCUUAUAUAAUAUUUGGUUUAUCAUUAGCGACUAUGUGUAUCGAUUUGGCUGGAACAGAAUAUAUUCGCAAAAUUCAUUACCUGGGAAGCAAAAUGGAAGAUGCAAAAGGAGCGGUCAUGACUGGUUUGCAAGUGGGAGAACAUAUCUUGAAACAUACUGGCAUUGAAGUGAUCAAAACUGCUAGUGGAAAACUCGUACAAGCUGUUCUGAAUUCGAAACAAGCUAGAGAAUUAGGAGUGGAAUACAUACUCGCGGAUCUUCAAUAUCAACAGAAAAACAUAUUAUAUGAACCAUUAAGCCCGAAUGUAGCUAAAUUGGUUAAAGAAAACAAUAUAAAGGUUUUACCCGAUGAUAUAACUGAGAAAGAUGGAUAUAUUGUACAAAACAAAAGUUAUGACCGUCCAACAUUUAAUGAUCAAUCAUACAUAAAAAUUCAUAAAAAUGUGAUAAGUAGGAUUAUGGUUCCUAGAGCGGAUCGGAAAUCUGUCAUUAUUCCUUGUUUUGUAAUCAAAGAAUCUGAUUUAUGA
Auanema sp. JU1783 is the source of this 1560-nucleotide messenger RNA. Lineage: Eukaryota; Metazoa; Nematoda; Chromadorea; Rhabditida; Rhabditidae. The record is from the annotation of a GenBank genome assembly.